Oncorhynchus mykiss (rainbow trout) is the source of this 992-nucleotide messenger RNA. Lineage: Eukaryota; Metazoa; Chordata; Actinopteri; Salmoniformes; Salmonidae. The record is from RefSeq and is a predicted model, not a curated record.
GUGGAAAUGUGGUUGAUUUCUGUAUAUAUCGACAUCAGUUGUUAUACAUCAUAGGAAACGGUUUUACUUGUAGUAAACGGUUCUUUGCGGAGGGAUAGGGUUCUACCAAUAACAAUUGUUGAUCAGAACCCCUUUUGGAAGACAAGGAUCCUUUGUUAGGCAAAGUGUUCCAUCUGAAACAUUUAACAUCAUAAGAACCGUUUUUGGAAGAAAGGGUUCAUGGACGUUUUUUGGAAGGCAUGGAGGGUGCUGCAUAGAACCAUCUAUAAUGUUUCCCAGCAUGAUGCCCAAGUCAAAGGAAGUUCUGUCAUCUACUUCUGGCAGUGCCAGUGCCAGUGACUCAGACAGUGAGGCUGAGACCAAGGCCAAGAAGAGAAAGCAAGCAGCGCCAGAGAAACCAGCAGCUAAGAAACCGAAAGGAGGGGAGAGUUCCAAACCUGGUGGAACCUCCAAGGGAAGUGGCAACAAGGACAAGGAUGACAACAAGUUCCAGAUUGGGAAGAUGAGGUAUGUGAGUGUUCGUGAAUUCAAAGGAAAGUGUCUGAUUGACAUCCGUGAGUACUGGAUGGACCAGGAGGGAGAGAUGAAGCCGGGCAGGAAAGGUAUCUCACUAAACCCAGAGCAGUGGAACCAGCUGAAGGAUCAAAUCUCUGAGAUCGACGACGCUGUGAAGGCGAUAUAAGAGGGAGGCCUCUGGCUGCCUGGGAUUUACCAUCCACAACCAUACAUUCUGUUUUUGUUCUUAACUUUGCCACCAUUUUUUAUAUUGUUAUUGAAACAUUUUUAAAGGAAGAGACCCACAUUUUUUAAGUGACCGACCAAGACAACAUUGUGUAUAUUUUAAAGUUUAAAGUUUCUGUUUACUUCUUGUGCUGUGUUUGAAAACCCAAUGUAUGUUAUGCUUGUUGAGUGCUUCAGAUGUAGCUGUAUGUGUGUUUGUGUCUUAUUGGGUUUGCUAUAAUAAGUAAUCAAUAAAAGCCAUUUAAAGGGAC